This is a messenger RNA of Nematostella vectensis (starlet sea anemone), 1886 nucleotides long. Its product is annotated as calsequestrin-2-like. The record is from RefSeq and is a predicted model, not a curated record. NCBI's taxonomy places the organism in Eukaryota, Metazoa, Cnidaria, Anthozoa, Actiniaria, Edwardsiidae. Gene Ontology annotation, cellular component: sarcoplasmic reticulum lumen. Gene Ontology annotation, molecular function: calcium ion binding. Bases 1 to 1206 code for a protein of 401 amino acids. The transcript has 13 exons. Gene Ontology annotation, biological process: regulation of release of sequestered calcium ion into cytosol.
AUGAAGCCCAUACUUUCCCCACUUGCAAUCCUACCCGUCUUCUCUAUGAUCGUAAUAAACACAGCUGAAGCCCAGGAUUUAGAAGAUGCCGAAUCUCGGGACAGCAAACUACCUCACUACCUCAGAGACGAUGGCAUCAAGCGAGUAAUCGAUCUAGACAGGAAUAACUUCGACCGUACGCUCAAGCAAAGCAAAAUGCUAGUACUGCUCUUCUAUCUCUCGUCUAGAUCCCACCCCGACUCCGAGAAGCUUUGGAAAUCGGACAGGCAAAUGCUCGAGGUGGUAGCUCGCAUACUCCAACCCCAGGGCGUGACCGUGGCUGCCGUUAAUGUUGCGGAGGAAUAUGAACUAGCUCAAAAACUCGGGGUGAAAUUCUCAGGCGCCAUUUCCGUAUUUCAUAGAGGCAAACGCGUAGAGUACUACGGACACAGAUCUGCCGAUGUUCUGGUUACAUUUCUUCAUAAGAUGUUUGACCCCCCAGUAACUAAUAUUGAUAACAAAAAGCAGAGAACGUUGUUAGAAGAUGCCGAGGGCACUAAAGUUGUAGGUUAUUUUGAUCUGGAGAAUCCACAAUUUAAAGAAUUCGAGGAAGCUGCCAAGAACUUUCAACCCCUUAUUCCAUUUUAUGUUGUCACUGAUAAAAAGAUUGCCAAAUCAAUGAGAUUGAAAAAACACGGCAGUAUACAGCUACAUAAACCGCAUGAAAAACCAGUAUUAUAUCCGGCCAAUGAGCCAAUAAAAGAAAAAAAUAUCAACAAAUUUGUACAAAGUAAUAAAAGACAGAUUAUUACUAAAAUUCGCCUUGAAGAUAUACAUGAGACAUGGUCGUCUAAAGUAGAGGGUUAUCUAGUCACUGCAUUCGUGAAACCCAAAACUAUAGAAGGCGCUCAGUUCUUCUCCUUGGUGAGGUCGCUUGCAAAAGCUUACAAGAGUAACGAGAAGCUAUCAUUUGUAUGGGUGGACCCGGAUCCCUUUCCCAUGAUGCGUGAUUACUGGCAGAAGUCAUACCGAAUAGACGUCAGUUCUCCUGCCGUGGGAGUAGUAGAUCCUAAAUUGAACAAAAGCACGUGGUUUAAGAAAAAAGGGAAGGAAACAAAACUUCGCCAUCUCCAGGAAUGGAUGAAGGACGUUCUUGCAAACAAAACGGAAUUUCUUCCCGCCUCGACAGACGAUGAACCUGCAUCAACACAGAAACAAGAACUAUAACAGGAAAAGCUUAUAGGAAACUAAACAAACAAAUUAACAAGAUACAUUUCAUUGGACCAACACUAAAGCUACUUCCCAGUGAAACCUCUAUUAGACGACCACCUGGUGACUCUAAUACUGUGUUUAAACCUCUGUGAAGCGACCACUUGCUGUAUCAAGCACUGCAUUUUUUACCCAAAAGCGAUCGCCUGGUCUCUAAAAAAAUUGUACUCAUUUUUCUGUCGCAAGUGUAAAUUUUUGAGCAUGUUUCAUUCAAAGCAGCUACCGUUAAUAUAGACCGCGAUGGCUCGGUCCCGAGGUUGGCCGCUUAAUAGAGAUAUCACUGUAACAUAGGUAUAACUAUUUUUGAAUUCCUUUUUCAGUCUCUCUCGUUGUUGUUUAGCCGAAUAAUCUGGAAAACUCUGUUCCUGAUGCCCUUGCUUUUGUUAAUUGUGAGGAAGGUCUGCAUUUUUAACGAUUUUAAUUAUAAUGAUGUGAAUUAACAGCGUCCAUCUUUUAAAAUUGUUUAUUUAUACAGAAUGGAUUCUAGACGUGUUAUAAAAAAAAACAUUUAAUGAUUUCUUAAAAGCAAAAAAAUAUAUUGACAUUUACUCUAUGUAGAUUAUAUCAAAUUGUUGGAUGCUUAUAUAAAUAUAAAUUCAUGGACAAAGUAUUAAUAAAGACCUUUUAUGUUUCCCCUA